AUGGCAGACACUGUUGAAGAUACCGUCUUGAACCCAGAUGUUUUGACCAAGUACCGCACCGCAGCUUCGAUCGCACUCGCUGUUCUAGAAGAAGUCAAAAGUUGGCUGGCCGACGGUGAAAAGAUCAUCGACCUGUGUGAGCGUGGAGACGAGCUGGUAGAGAAAAGACUCGGAACUGUCUACAAAGGAAAGAGCGUUAUAAAAAGCACCAAUACCCCGGUUACGAUCAGUCCGAGUAGUUUUGUUACUCCCUUCACCCCUCUUAAGUCCGACACCGAAGAUGCCGAACUGAAGAUCAAGGCGGGCGAAGUCGUCAAGAUUCAGCUGGGAGCACAGAUUGACGGCUAUGGCGCAAUUGUGGGAGAUACUGUUGUCGUGCCACAAGAGAAGGGAAAGAAGGCCGAGAUCACUGGCAGAGAGGCGGACUUGCUGUUGGCUACACACUACGCCAAUGAGCUUCUCCUGAGGCUGAUGGUCCCUCCUGGGCUGCUGGCCACUGGCUCGGAGGACGAAAAGAAGAAGGCUGCAGCGGAGAAAGCACCAACGCAGAGCAAGAUCAUCUCCCUCGUUGAGAAGAUUGCCAAAGCGUACGAAGUGAACGUAGUCCAACACACUACAUCAUGGCUGUUUGAGCGCAAUGACAUUGAAGGGAAGAAGAAGAUCAUCCUAGCCCCAGCUGACGGAUCGAAAGGUGAUGGCACGCCAGAAGUUGGCGAAGUCUGGGGUGUCGAAGUGGGCAUGAGUUUAGGAUCGGGCAAAGUCAAGGAAUUGGACAAGCGGUCAACUCUGCUAAGACGAACCAAUACAACAUACGGUCUAAAGCGGCCAAGUUCCAGGCAAACGUUGUCAGAAAUCGUCAAGAAGUUCGGCACAUUUCCCUUCAGCCUGCGGCAAUUGGAGGACGAGAAAGCUGCAAAGGUGGGCGUCAUCGAGUCUAUCAGAGCUGGCGUUCUUCGCGAGUACAAGCCUUCCGCAGAAGCCGAUGGAUCUGCGGUCUCGCGGCUGUUUACCACUGUUGCGAUCACAAAGAACGGUCUUACGCGUCUAGCAGCACCUCCUGCUUUGGACCUAGACUCGAUCAAGUCCGACAAGAAGAUCGAGGAUGAAGAAAUUCUGAAGAUCCUUGAGCGACCAACAAGCAAAUCCACGGGUUCGAAGAGCAAGAACAAGAAGAAGAAGAAGAAGCCUGCCAAGAAGGCUGCAGCUGAAGAAGAGGACGAUUCAGACGAGUCUAGCGACGACGAAUGA
Exophiala xenobiotica is the source of this 1248-nucleotide messenger RNA. Its product is annotated as DNA-binding protein, 42 kDa. Bases 1 to 1248 code for a protein of 415 amino acids. The transcript has 4 exons. The record is from RefSeq and is a predicted model, not a curated record. NCBI's taxonomy places the organism in Eukaryota, Fungi, Ascomycota, Eurotiomycetes, Chaetothyriales, Herpotrichiellaceae.